Molecule: messenger RNA, 2255 nt
Organism: Wyeomyia smithii (pitcher-plant mosquito)
Lineage: Eukaryota; Metazoa; Arthropoda; Insecta; Diptera; Culicidae
Gene: BBS1
Product: Bardet-Biedl syndrome 1 protein homolog
Exons: 4
Coding region: 288-2099 (603 amino acids)
Biological process (GO): non-motile cilium assembly; protein localization to cilium
Cellular component (GO): BBSome; axoneme; centrosome
Molecular function (GO): smoothened binding; patched binding
Source: RefSeq, a predicted model, not a curated record
UGCGAUGCACUUUAAGCGCGUCUCAACGGUGGAGUCACACCGGUGCAACAAGUUCUCCGCCUUAACCACUCGUUCCCAAUGGCAACCAUUGCCGAGGAAAAUAAAACAACAAAACAGAAAGUUCGUUCUCUGCCCCAAAACAAAGUAAGGAAAGUUUCGCUUGAAUUCGGCUGCGAAAAGUGCUGCGGUUAAAUCUAUCUCGAAGGUUGAUUUCCAUCGUAAAUCUUGCAGUGGCACUAAUUCCUAGCUCACUGAAGCACCAUCGUGUCCGGAGAGUGCGGUUAAUCAUGUUCCUGAGCAAAACAAAAGUGACGGAAAAAUGGCUGGAUGCCCAGUGCGAUGGGACGGCAGCUCUGCACACGCUACCAUCGUGUAUGUCCUUGUGCGACCUGAAGAAUGACAACUACUACCAGCUGAUAAUCGUCGACGUUCCACUGUUCGAUUUCGAUUCCAAACCAAAGCUUAAAGUGUACAAAGGGACCAAUCUGACGAGCGAGCAAAACCUACCGGGAAUUCCUUCCGCCGUAGAAAGUCUUUACAUCAACGAACAGGAACCGAAAAUUCCCAUAAUCGCGGUGGCCAUCGCCUCAUCGGUCCUGUUCUACCGAAACAUGAAACCAUACUACAAGUACACCAUCCCGGGGCUAACCAUCGAACCGCUGGAAACCGAAGUAUGGAAAAAGCUUCCAGUUGAACGACCGGAGAACGUAGAUAAACUGAUCGAAAGUCUGCGCAGCUUAAACUUCUCACAACUGACCGAACAAUCACAGGAACUGCUUUCACUGCCAGAUGACAAAAGGGUCUCCUUCAUUCUUGCGAACGCAGACCGUCAACUGGAGCGUCUGUCUGUCAUUACGGCUAUGACCUCAAUCAAAAAAGCAACUAGCGAAAGUAAAUCAGCUUCCUGCCUAGUGCUGGCAACGGAAGCCGGCGAUAUUCUGAUCCUAGACACGCAGGCUUUCGUAUUGCUGCACCUCGCACGGGCUUGCUCGUUCCAGGGUACUCCGAGCAUCAUCUUCGGAAGCGGUCAGUACGAUAUUGACUUUCGGCUUCUCAUAUCAACGCGCGAGGGUUCCCUCUGCCUGCUGCGCAAAGGUUGGCUGGUUGGUCAGCACAUUGUCAAACUGGACCAUCCGGCGGUCGGUUUAGCACUGCUGCCGAUCGAUCAGACAAUCGUCGUGGUCUGUAUGAACAAUCAUCUGCUCUGCUACUCGAAGAAGGGUAAAAAACUUUGGUCGGUAACACUGCCACAGCCGGCGGUUUGCAUGACUCCGGUUUGCUUGCCGCAUCUGGGUAUCAAUUUAGUUUGCGUUGCUCUUCGGGGCGGUUUGGUGCAGUUUUACUGUCAGAAGAAACUGAUCGAUCAGUUUUACGCUCCGGAAACCGUUUCGGCGGUGACCUUCGGCCGUCUCGGCCAAGAGGAGCACGUACUGAUACUGGUCACUUCCGACGGUUCACUGAUUGUAAAGAUCCUCAAGCGUACGGCCGAGUUUCCGACUACUGAGAACAUUUACGAAAUCAAAACGAGCAGCGAAGAAGCAUCCGGCAACCUGCAGAUACCAAAGAAAACGAAGAUUUUCGUCGAGCAAACGCUGCGGGAAAAAGAUCAUGCAGCUGCGAUUCAUAGCUCCUUUCAGUCGGAACUGUGGAGAAUGCGACUGACGGCUGCUCGCGCAACCGUUGACGUUAUCAAUUCAGCCGACAGCAAUAUGUCCGGUGACGUCGGCAUGGCCGCCAUUAAAAUGGCUGCUGAAGUUCUGGGUUUGGGUCCAAUUUUCAAGCUGUUUUUGAUUUUAGAAAACAUUUCCGCCCGAAAGGAAGCCAGCGGCUUGAACAUAUUGAUUCAGGCAGACCACCGGCACUAUCUGGUGGAGCGGCCCUAUCUGCAGCUGCCGAUGUUGGUGCCCGGUGCUCCGAUGAAGUUGGAUUUCAAGGUGACGGCUGUGACGGAUCCCAGCGAUGGGCUGGCACCGAUCGAUUUGACACCGGAGAAUGCUUUCGUUCGGGUGUUGGUGUUCAAGACGGGACAUUCCAAACCGUUAAUCGCUUCAACCGUAGUGAUGCCACAACCGGAACCACAAAUUCUGACUACGUUUUAAUAUAAUGAGAUUUCUCAUUUCUGUCGCCUGUAAUUGCAAAGUGCACGGAAUAAACGUUUUUAUGAUGCUCAAGGCUUUAUCAAUUCUACUUUUUAUAUUGUUUGUAACCUUAGAACAAUAAAUAAUAACUAACUACAUCGUUACGUAACGUUAGUU